Molecule: messenger RNA, 3125 nt
Organism: Nycticebus coucang (slow loris)
Lineage: Eukaryota; Metazoa; Chordata; Mammalia; Primates; Lorisidae
Gene: PRDM13
Product: PR/SET domain 13
Exons: 4
Coding region: 203-2329 (708 amino acids)
Cellular component (GO): nucleus
Molecular function (GO): protein binding
Source: RefSeq, a predicted model, not a curated record
ACUCCGCGCCCUUGUGCUCACAGUGCCAAAAGGCACCCGCCCCAAUAGAAAAGGCGCAGUGCAUGCCCGCCCGCGUCACUCCGCGGGCGGAGGACGCACGUCGGGGCGCGGCUCCCUAGCUAGCGCGAGGCUCAGGCUCUGUCAUUCGCGCCCUGUGGGGGACCCGGAGCACCCGAGCGCCUGCCUGGCGGCGGCGGCAACAAUGCACAGAACAGCCCGCGCUCCAGCCGCCAGCGUGAGUGCGGACUGCUGCAUCCCGGCCGGCUUGCGCCUCGGGCCGGUGCCAGGCACCUUCAAGCUGGGCAAGUACCUGUCAGACCGCAGGGAACCCGGGCCCAAGAAAAAGGUGCGCAUGGUGAGAGGGGAGCUGGUGGACGAGUCGGGGGGCUCCCCUCUGGAGUGGAUAGGGUUAAUCCGGGCAGCCAGGAACCCCCAGGAACAGACUCUGGAAGCUAUUGCAGACUUACCGGGAGGACAGAUCUUCUACCGGGCUUUGCGAGAUGUCCAGCCAGGGGAGGAGCUGACUGUGUGGUAUUCUAACUCUUUGGCGCAGUGGUUCGACAUCCCCACGACUGCAACUCCGACCCACGACGAGAAAGGGGAGGAACGCUACAUUUGCUGGUACUGCUGGAGGACGUUUAGAUACCCCAACAGCCUUAAGGCACAUCUGCGUUUCCACUGCGCGCUCAGCGGCGGUGGGGGAGGCACCUUCCUGCACCCAGAGCACGCUGCCCGCCAGGGCGCUGCCCCCACGGCGGAUGGCCUCGGCGUCUCCCAGAAACCGUCGGCUCCUGACUUCGCCACUGCGGCCCAGACGGGUGCUUUGCGGCCGCACCCCCAGAGCCUACCACCCACUCAGGCCUGCGGGGCGAGGGACAGCAUCAAGCGUGAGGUCUCCUCUGCACCCUUGGCCACCUCCCCGCCCCCAGGCAAGUGGGGGCCGCCCAAGAAGGUCAGGGAGCAGCUGGACCGAGCCCUGGACAUGAGCGGGGCCAGCCGAGGACAUAGCCACUUUCUCGGCAUCGUGGGCGGUUCCCCAGCGGGGGGCGGCGGCCUGGCCUUCUACCCCGGCGUGCGCUCAGCUUUCAAGCCUGCCGGCUUGGCUAGGGCGGCAGUGGCAGCUCACUGCGAUUCCUACCGGGAGGAGAACGGCGGUAAGCACGGGGCCGGCCUAGCCUUAGGCAGGUUGCUGGGUGGGGGCCGGGCAGGCGGGCGCCCCGGGAGCGGGGAGAACCCAGCGACGGGAGGCGCCGGCCACCACCAUCACCACCACGCACACCACCAUCACCACCAUCCCAAGUGUUUGCUAGCAGGGGACCCGCCACCGCAGCCUCCGUCGGGCCUGUCCUGCUCAGGGGCCCUGAGCAGUUUCCCUAUGCUCCCAGUACCGCCGGAAGAGGCAUCCCCAUUCAAGCACGUGGAGCGCGUCCCUCCCGCCGCCGCGGCGGUGCUGCCCGGAGCGCGUUACGCGCAGCUGCCCCCAGCGCCCGGGCUCCCCCUGGAGCGCUGCGCUCUGCCGCCCCUCGACGCGGGCGGGUUCAAGGCCUUUCCUGGUGGCGAGUGCAGCCACCUGCCAGCCGUCAUGCCGGCCUUUACCGUUUACAACGGGGAGCUGCUCUACGGCUCACCAGCCGCCGCUUAUUACCCGUUCAAACUGCACUUUGGCGGGCUGCUGAAGUAUCCGGAGUCUAUCUCCUACUUCGGCGGGCCCGCGGCAGCCGCUCUGGGCCCGGCUGAGCUGGGCUCCCUGGCCAGCAUCGACCGAGAGAUCGCCAUGCACACUCAGCAGCUGUCUGAAAUGGCGGCCGGGAAGGGUCGUGGCCGCCUGGACUCGGGGACACUGCCACCGGCGGUAGUGGCGGGGGGCGGCGCUGGGGGUAGUGUCAGCGGGGGCGGCGGCGCAGGCAAGCCCAAGACCGGCCACCUGUGCCUCUACUGUGGCAAGCUGUACUCGCGCAAGUACGGGCUCAAGAUCCACAUGCGGACGCACACGGGCUACAAGCCACUCAAGUGCAAAGUGUGCCUGCGGCCCUUUGGCGACCCGAGCAAUCUCAACAAGCACAUCCGGCUGCACGCCGAGGGCAACACGCCCUACCGGUGCGAGUUCUGCGGCAAGGUGCUUGUACGCCGCAGGGACCUGGAGCGCCAUGUCAAGUCCCGCCACCCGGGCCAGAGUCUGCUCGCCAAGGCAGGCGACGGCCCAGGUGCAGAGCCCGGCUAUCCCAUGGAGUCUGGGGAUCCCAAGAGUGAAGACAGUGACGUGGACGUCUGCUUCACCGACGACCAGAGCGACCCAGAGGCUGGGGGCGGCCCCGAGCGCGACUGUUAAUGAGUCUUUUAGGGAAGGGGAGGGGCGAGGGAGUCUGGAAAAAGAACUUCUCUGGUGAGAAGGACUCGUUUGACAAAAUCAUUUUUGUUUUGGGGAGGGCGCCAGAUUUGGAACAGAGAGAGGUCCCAUGUCCAAUGCGGAAACUCGGACUUCAAGUUGAGAAGGGCCUUAAAGAAAUCUGGCCUACUGGGCAGCUAGAGGGUGGCCAGCCCCUUUUCCCCACCCCCACCCCGCACCCCAGGCAUCCUGGACCUCUUGGAUAGGCUUACACCGCGUCGCCCAAGCGUUUUGCUCUUGGGGUUUAAGAUCACAUUAAUGCAAACGUCACAACCCUCGAGGGGCGUUGGAUUUUAAUUGCCACGUAUUUUUAAAUUGUACUUUUCUGUGGAGGAAAUUGUGCCUUUUGAAACGACGAUUUGUGUGUAUUUUACAUUAGCAUUUCAUUGCGUAGUCAAAACAGUAGUCGCAAUUCGGUGGCUGUGACGUCCAUACACUUGUUUUCCAUUUUAUCUGUUCCCAUGUCAAAGGCUACGCCUUGCCUCAUUGAAUAUGUAGUGUUAGCAGGUGUACAAAUUGUUCAAGUCGCAAUUAUUUAUAAGAGAAUAAUUAUAAAUGUAAAAUAUCUAAAGCAUGAAUCUAAGAGCACGCAAUAUAUAAUUUUAAAGAAAAUAUUCUAUUUGUUAGAAUAUAAAUGUAGUGUAUGUUGUUUUAUAAUGAAUGGUGUAAAUUUGAUACAGUAUUUUGGUCUUGGUUCCAGAUUGUGCAAUCCUUAAGAAAAAUAAAGAUACAAAUGGGA